Molecule: messenger RNA, 1494 nt
Organism: Candidula unifasciata
Lineage: Eukaryota; Metazoa; Mollusca; Gastropoda; Stylommatophora; Geomitridae
Source: the annotation of a GenBank genome assembly
AUGCAGCAAGAGUUGCUGGAGAAACCAGACAAGGAUCCGAAUGUUGAAACCGAGAACGUGGGCCUGAAGAGAAAUGUUGGUCUCAUUUCUGGAAUAGCUCUUAUCAUUGGAACAAUGAUUGGAUCUGGAAUUUUCAUAAGUCCCAAAGGAAUGUUCGAGGGAUGUGGUUCUGUUGGGCUGACCUUGACAUUGUGGUGUGCCUGUGGUUUGCUGACAACAAUGGGUGCACUGGUGUAUGCAGAACUCGGCACGAUGGUUCCAGAAUCCGGUGGCGAGCACGCCUACCUCAUGUACACCUUCAACAGAAAUCGCGGAGGCAAGCCCAAGCGUCUUUGCAUUAAAGGAUCCCGAUCGUUCUCCCGUGCUCCAGCAUUCCUCUACGACUGGGUGGCGCUCUUCAUCAUUCGACCCACCAUGUUCGCCAUCAUGGCUUUGGCCUUGGGCACGUACGCGGUGAAACCGUUCUACCCCAGCUGUGACCCUCCGUCCAUUGUGGUCAAACUAGUGACCGCCGUGGCUAUGAGCAUUAUUGCAGCCAUCAACAUUAUCUCUGUGAGAGCAGCAACGCUGGUGCAGAACAUCACAACCUUCACUAAGUUAAUUGCUUUGGGGAUCAUUAGCAUUGGUGGCAUUGUCAUGAUUUGUAAAGGCAGCACAGAAUACAUCUCAGAAGGGUUCCAGGACACCAACAACGACCCCCAGAAAGUGGCUAUAGCCUUCUACAACGGACUCUGGGCCUUUGAUGGCUGGAAUAGUUUAAACUUUAUUACAGAAGAGCUGAAGAACCCAACAAAGAAUCUGCCUCUUGCUAUCAUGAUUGGAAUCCCACUGACGACUGUCUGCUAUGUCCUGGCAAAUAUCGGAUACCUGGCUGUCAUGUCCAAGGAAGAAAUCAUGCUGUCUCACGCAGUGGCUGUUACAUGGGGCGAUCGAAUGCUUGGUGUUGUGGCGUGGCUGAUUCCAUGUUUUGUGAUUGCAUCUACGUUUGGUUCUUGCAAUGGCUGCCUCUUCUCUUCCGGAAGACUGAGCUUCUCUGCUGGACGAGAUGGUCAUUUCCCCAAGUUCCUGUCCUUUCUACAGAUUGACCGCAACACACCGAUGCCAGCUGUUCUGUUCACUCUGAGCCUGUCUUUCUGCCUGAUCAUCCCUGGAGAUCUCAGCACACUGAUCGACUUCUUCAGUUUUGCUUCCUGGCUGUUCUAUGGCAUCACCACGUCUGCUCUGCUGAUCCUGCGAGUUACCGAACCUGGGACACACAGACCCUACAAGGUACCACUUCCUGUGCCAAUUAUUGUGCUGCUGGCUUCCAUUUAUCUUGUCAUCGCCCCCAUCAUACAGAAUCCUGGCAUACAGUUUGUCUAUGCGGUGAUAUUUAUACUCAGUGGCCUCGUUGUCUAUGUUCCAUUCAUCUACAUGGGCAUUCACUUCAAGUUUAUGGAUUCCGUGACUGUGUUUGUGCAGAAGCUUCUACGUGUAGCACCAGCCAGUUCCUGA